UAGCGUGGGAAUUUAUGAUUGUCACUUCCGCAUAAUAUUGUACGCUAGUUCGUGUAGACUGCCCAGAGUCCGCGGACAAAUUACUCUAAAAUUUACAUUUUACAAAUCAUUAAUACCAUUCCAUUUGUUUCUGGUUACCUGAAGGUUCAGUAGAACAAAAUGGAAAAAUUCAGUUUUGGGGUUGAACCUGUUACUUGCCAUGCUUGGAAUGGAAACCGUUCACAGAUUGCCAUUUCUCCAAAUAACCAUGAAGUGCAUAUCUACAGCAAGAAGGGGAGUGGAUGGGAGAAAACUUUCACCAUGAAGGAGCACACCCAGCGUGUAACUAGUAUCGACUGGGCUGCUGAAAGCAACCGUAUUGUCACUUGUGGCACCGAUCGUAACGCCUACGUGUGGGUGCUGAACGACAAGGGAGAAUGGCGGCCAACGCUUGUUAUUUUGCGUAUCAAUCGUGCUGCAACUUGUGUCAAGUGGUCCCCUAGAGAGGAUAAGUUUGCUGUUGGUAGUGGUGCUCGCCUGAUAUCAAUCUGCUACUUUGAAAGUGAAAAUGAUUGGUGGGUGAGUAAGCACAUCAAGAAGCCGAUUCGCUCAACCGUGACCUGCCUUGACUGGCAUCCAAACAAUGUACUGCUGGCUUGUGGCUCAACUGACUUCAAAGUUAGAGUGUUCUCUGCCUAUGUGAAAGAGAUUGAGGCCCAGAAGCCAGAGAGCACCCCAUGGGGCAAGAAGAUGUCAUUUGGUGUCCUGAUGAGUGAGGUGACAACCUCCGGAGGAUGGGUGCAUGACGUCAGCUUCAGCAGCGAUGGUAACCGUCUGGCGUGGGUGUGUCACAACAGCACCAUCAACGUUGUUAACGCAGCAGCUGAUUCGCUCGUGACUACGACCAGGACUCCGUACCUGCCCUUCUUAUGUUGCACCUGGAUCUCUCCCAAUGCUUUGAUUGUUGCUGGACAUGAUUGCGAGUUGAUGAGAUAUUCCGUAGAUGCCAAUGGUGCCAUAACCUUUGUGAAGAAGAUCUCCGUUGCAUCAAAGAAGGCAGCUGGCAAAGUCAGUGCUAUGGCAAUGUUCCAGAAAAUGGACAAGCAUGCAACAACUAACGAAGAGAAGGGCAAGAGCUCCACCCAUCAAAACUCUAUCACUCAACUCUCCAUUCACACUGGAAAGAAGGAUUCUGUGAGUAAGCUGAGUAGCACUGGUGUGGACGGACAACUCGUCAUCUGGAACAUCAGCUAAAAAACAUGCUGUCACCAUAGCAAUAACCCCAGUUGUCUUAAAUGAACUGAGAUGCAUUAAAAUCUUUAAUUAAAGGAAGAAAAAUAUAUUUUAUGAUACAUGCUAUUCCAUUAUUAUGAAUUAUUACCAUAUCAUUCAAAGUACUAACAGACAUUUCAAGAACUAUAAUCACAGUGUGUAAUCUCUGUGGCAAUAUAUCAAAUAUAAUCACAUUUUACAAUACCGCCCUCUUGGUUUAAUAUUAAAGGUAGAAAUUAAAAACAAACAGUGCCCUCUGGGUUCCACAGUAACUGAACCAAACAAAUAAAGAAUAAACAAAGUGCAUUAAGUUGUAACAAAUUGUAUUGAAAGCAAGAAAAUAAAAUAUACAUUUUCGUACGAA
Anneissia japonica is the source of this 1615-nucleotide messenger RNA. Its product is annotated as actin-related protein 2/3 complex subunit 1A-like. The transcript has 9 exons. Gene Ontology annotation, biological process: Arp2/3 complex-mediated actin nucleation. The record is from RefSeq and is a predicted model, not a curated record. Gene Ontology annotation, molecular function: actin filament binding. The coding region runs from base 160 to 1233 and encodes 357 amino acids. Lineage: Eukaryota; Metazoa; Echinodermata; Crinoidea; Comatulida; Comatulidae. Gene Ontology annotation, cellular component: actin cytoskeleton; Arp2/3 protein complex.